AAGAGCAAUUCAAAGGAGGAUUCGACCAGCGCCACCACCUCCCCCGAGGGGAGCGACCGACGCCUGAACAUUGAGAUGAACUGCCUGGCACCCCCGGAGACGAGGAGCGGGGAGGAGAGCCCCGCGGAGAGCGACGCCAUCGUCCCCGGGGCGUCGACGUACGGCAGCAUCAUGAGCAUCGGCCCGGAGACAAGUACGGUCAACCUGCUAAAAAUAGAUCUGGAGAGGAAGAUCAACAGGCAUACAGGUGAGGAGCGAGCUACCUGGGACAACAGGGCCCAGUUUGUCCUCUCGCUGAUUGGCUACGCCGUAGGACUGGGCAAUGUAUGGAGGUUCCCAUAUCUCACACAGAAAAAUGGCGGCGGAGCCUUCUUAAUACCCUAUGCAGUCAUGUUGGCCAUAGAGGGAAUCCCGUUGUUUUUUCUGGAACUGGCCAUCGGUCAAAGACUCAGGAAAGGUGCUAUAGGUGCGUGGAACCAGGUGUCGCCUUACCUGGCCGGUGUGGGAAUCUGCUCGUCCAUCGUGUCCUUCUACUUGUCGCUCUACUACAACACCAUCAUGAGCUGGUGCUUCGUCUACCUGUUCCAGAGUUUCCAGAGUCCUCUCCCUUGGGCGACCUGCCCCACAUACACAGUUGCGAACAACUCUAUUGUGGUGGACGAAGAAUGUGAGAAAAGCAGCCCACCCAGUUACUUCUGGUACCGCUCUACCCUCAACACGGCGCCCAGCAUCGAGUCCAGUCCGGAGUUUAACUGGAAGAUAGCGCUGGGGCUGGUCCUAGCAUGGACGGUCGUCUUUCUGUGUAUCCUAAAGGGCAUCAAGUCAACGGGGAAGGUCGUCUACGUCACAGCCACAUUCCCUUACUUUGUUCUGGUGAUUUUUUUCUUCCGUGGGAUAACACUGGAGGGCUUUGACAGGGGACUGAUGCACCUCUUUGUGCCUGAGUGGCACCGACUGUUUGACCCCGAAGUCUGGCUGGACGCUGCCACCCAGAUCUUCUACUCCUUCGGGCUGGGGUUCGGGUGCCUGAUAGCUCUGGCCUCCUACAACCCCGUCAGGAGUGACUUCCUGCGUGACACCCUCAUCGUCACAAUCUGUGAUUUCUUCACCUCCAUCUUCACUGCCGUCGUCGUGUUUUGUAUUUUAGGGUUCAAGGCCACAAUGCAGUACAACACAUGUCGCGAGAAGCACGGCUUCAACGAUACAUCACGAGAACACCCCGAGUGUGACUUUCAGAAGAUAAUCUCCGAGUCGGCCUCUGGCACUGGCCUGGCGUUUAUCGCCUUCACUGAGGCCAUCAACCAGUUCCCCCUGGCACCACUGUGGGCGGUGCUCUUCUUCCUGAUGUUACUCACCCUCGGGCUGGACUCAAUGUUUGGCACCCUCGAGGGCGCCAUCACGUCGCUGAAUGAUAUGAUGCUGUUCCCUCGUGUUAGGAAAGAGGUUGUGUGUGGUACGGUGUGUCUAAUCUGCCUGAUCCUGUCCAUGUGUUUCGCCACCUCCACCGGCCCCUACGUCUUUGAGCUGUUUGAUUCCUUCUGCGCCAACAUCCCCCUCCUCAUCGUCGGCUUCAUCGAGUGUGUGGCCAUCUCCUACAUCUACGGCCUCAAACAGAUAAGCGAUGACAUCGAGCUGAUGCUGGGCAAGAGACCCUCCCACUUCUGGCUGCUCUGCUGGAGGUUCCUGAUGCCCGUAGCUGUCGUCCUGAUCCUGGUGUCCAGCAUCAUCGAGGUCAUGGCCAAGGGGGUCUUGUACGACACAUGGGACGCCAGCAAGGGUGUGGCCGUGGCUGUCCCCUGGCCGUGGUGGUGCAAGAUGCUGGCCCUACUCCUCAUCCUCUCCUCCGUCUUGUGGAUACCCGGACUGGCCCUGAUGCGCCACUUCGGGUACCCUUUACUCAAAGAAGAGGAACCCGCUUUCUUCCCAACGGAUGAGCUCAAAGAAGAAUACGGGUUGAACUCCCACAAAACUACGUCUUUUGAACGUGUAGUUUUAGGAUUUAAAGAAUAG
Molecule: messenger RNA, 2010 nt
Organism: Physella acuta
Lineage: Eukaryota; Metazoa; Mollusca; Gastropoda; Physidae
Product: sodium- and chloride-dependent transporter XTRP3-like
Biological process (GO): sodium ion transmembrane transport; amino acid transport; nitrogen compound transport
Cellular component (GO): plasma membrane
Source: RefSeq, a predicted model, not a curated record